Echinostoma caproni is the source of this 828-nucleotide messenger RNA. The record is from the annotation of a GenBank genome assembly. Lineage: Eukaryota; Metazoa; Platyhelminthes; Trematoda; Plagiorchiida; Echinostomatidae.
AUGGAACAUAGUGCUUUUCUGUACUUCGUGACGAAGUUCUCACUCCCGUUGUUUCGACCGUUUUCUUUUGUCUCUCAUGCGUUCCGUUCACACUACAUAGCCCGGGAUCCGUAUGAAACUUGCCCGAUCUGUUUGGAGGACUAUAAGGAACGGGAUAAGAUUCGUCUUCUACCCUGUCAUCAUGCAUUUCAUAAUCGUUGCAUCGACCCAUGGUUACUUCGAAAUCGCCGGCGAUGCCCCGUGUGCAAUCAAACGGUAGAGCUACCUGGAGCCCCUUCUCCAGAAGAUGUUGUUCUCGCUGGACACGAGCCCAUCCCGCGCGCAUCAUUUCUCACCCGUUUGCGUCGGAUACGAUUUCUUUUCCCGUCGCGUAACGGGGCACAUCGUGAUCGAACUGACUGGGCCUCAUCAGCAGAGUCCAGUUUAGUCUCGGCCACAAAUCCACAGUUGAUGGAACAGGACGAGGAACGUGCUCCACUACUCGAGCAACAAAUUUCUCCCCAAGGGUCGCGAUACAGUGCUAAUUUGGCCUAUUCUGCUCACUUGGUUUCCUCGGAUGAGGCACUUGAACAAACCGCAUUGUUAGACGUAGCGAUCAAUCCCGGGACUAGUGCGACACAAACACACGAUGAUGAUGAACUGCUGCGACUGCACCCAGACAAUUACAACACAAUUGUAAAAGUUUCCUUGCCCGUGCCGGCCGACGUGGCUAUCAACGAACGUUCACCGUAUCCCACCCCCGAAGGGGACAAUCUGAAUGCUGCGGUGGCGGACGAUGACCAAUUGUUAUCCGUUGUGGUCGAGCCGACUACUACAUGGAAGAAAUGA